GUGCAAUCGUGAGGAAGGAGUCGAGGUAGCGAGCAUUAAAUAGGUUCACUUUUGAUUAUAUAAUCAACCUUCCGUUGUCUUCCGUCGAGCUCAUCUCAAACAGCUAGAAUCCACCUCCAGGUUUUAUUUCCCCCCUCUUUUGACUCGUUCAAGUAAGAAAUGGCUUUCCUCGGUUUGCGCAAGUGGCCUACACCUGUUCUGAGGCCCAUGGCACCCUUCAUUGCUGCUUCCGGUAUCACCUUCUACCUAGUGAAAACCAUGCAGGAUUUCGGUGUUCGAUCGGAGACCUAUGCUAAGGAUCCAAAAAACCCUUAUGCAGCCCAGAUCGCCCGAGAAGCGCAUCAUUAGCUAUUAUAUUCCUUGGGCUGUGGAAGUUAGCUGACAGUGUGGGAAGUGGUGGUAUGUCUUCAGUCGGUCUUUCGGAGGUCAGUCAUCUUUUAACCGAGAUAUAGACCGCGACUGUAGGGAUGGCCAACUAGUUCUCGCUACGUCUACGUGAUGUUUACUCUUAGAGGGAAUCGUACAAGUGUACCCUACGCGAGAGUGGCUUGUGCGGCAUGAGUAAGGUCAACGCGUGGAUAAAGCACUCAACGACAACGUUCUUGCUGCCCGUCUUCCCACGUUUAUCCAACAGAUGUACACACGGUUUGCUGCCAUUAUUGCUAUGGAGGA
Pisolithus orientalis is the source of this 672-nucleotide messenger RNA. RefSeq names its product ATPase, F0 complex, subunit J. Gene Ontology annotation, biological process: proton motive force-driven ATP synthesis. The transcript has 4 exons. The coding region runs from base 160 to 348 and encodes 62 amino acids. Lineage: Eukaryota; Fungi; Basidiomycota; Agaricomycetes; Boletales; Pisolithaceae. Gene Ontology annotation, molecular function: proton transmembrane transporter activity. The record is from RefSeq and is a predicted model, not a curated record.